This is a messenger RNA of Cylindrotheca closterium, 513 nucleotides long. NCBI's taxonomy places the organism in Eukaryota, Bacillariophyta, Bacillariophyceae, Bacillariales, Bacillariaceae. The record is from the annotation of a GenBank genome assembly.
AUGAGUGGGAAACGAACAACAUUACUAUUACACUCUGGCAAUAAUAAUAACGAAACCAAAGUAGUUCGAGUUGGCGUUGGAGUUUUGGUCAAGGAUGCUCGAGCUCCUGAUCGAGUGUAUUGUGGUAUUCGAAAAGGCUCUCAUGGAGCUGGAUCAUUGGCAUUACCGGGAGGUCAUUUGGAAAUGUUUGAAUCCUGGGAAGAGUGCGCCAUUCGAGAAGUGAAAGAAGAAACCAAUUUAGAUUUGGGAGAAGUUUCUUUUGGUCACGUCACAAAUGAUGCAAUGGAAAGGGAAAACAAACAUUACGUUACUAUCUUCAUGCUCGCGAAAUGCAAGGCGCCUGAUCAACGGCCGAAAACGAUGGAACCGAACAAAUGUGAAGGAUGGAACUCUUAUUCUUGGAGUGAAUUGGAAAAGGAGCAUUUGGAAGGAAAUUUGUUUGGUCCUUUGGGUCGACUAGUCAAGGAUCGUCCAAGCAAAGUAAUGGAGUUCUUAGGGUUGGAUUUGAGUUAA